AAGCGCUGUAACACCAGACCAGGGCCGAUGAGCAAGACUUUUUUUUAAUCCAUUUAUUCCUAUUGGCUUAUGUAAUCUGGCUUUCAGCCGUUUCAACGAUCGCCUAUUUCGGGACCUUGUACCGUUGCGCUGGGAUACCCCAUUCUUGUCUCAAGUUGGAUGGCUGAGCUGGCGCGUCAAUAUAUCCCGUCAUGCUGCUGUGGACGUAUCUCGGCUCUGUCCCUGAUGGCAACACGCUGUCGAUUAAGCCUCUAGGGUGGGAAACUGUAGGCCUUGUCGUCGGCCAUGACUAAUGAGCGAAGAAGAAUAGCCUGGAGAGCGAUUGCUGGAUGCUGGACUGUAUUCAUCGCCAACGCAACAAGCGGAUACUCAUUCGCGGGGCUCAAGGCGUCGAAUCGCGGUGGUUUCGGCCAAGCCAACGAUAGUUAUCUCAUCUGCCUUCAGGCCUACCAGGACGAGGAUCUACUUGGCCGUCGGUUGUUAUCGGUUUCGAGCCGAUGAACUGCCUCAAUCGGGUCUCGGCCAUGGGGUGACAGACCCGGGACGGAGCAGCGGGAAAAGGUAGUGGGCACUAUUAAGUGAGAUCGCAUCGCGACCGGGCUCGCCGAUCCGGACUAAGGGCGCCGGGGCUGGAAAGAAAAGCUGUCGCGUGCUUCCAGGCUUCAUGUGACUAUGGGUCGGAGCCAGUUCCGGUACCGAAAGCCUUGGGCACAGCAGGAGUGUGGGAAAAUGCUGCUUUUACGCAAUUUUCCUCCUUUCCGGGGGUUGAUUUGCCAUGAGGAUCAUUAC
Molecule: messenger RNA, 789 nt
Organism: Colletotrichum navitas
Lineage: Eukaryota; Fungi; Ascomycota; Sordariomycetes; Glomerellales; Glomerellaceae
Exons: 2
Coding region: 286-501 (71 amino acids)
Source: RefSeq, a predicted model, not a curated record